Messenger RNA from Drosophila innubila, 679 nucleotides. RefSeq lists its product as uncharacterized. Gene Ontology annotation, molecular function: chitin binding. NCBI's taxonomy places the organism in Eukaryota, Metazoa, Arthropoda, Insecta, Diptera, Drosophilidae. The record is from RefSeq and is a predicted model, not a curated record. Bases 1 to 588 code for a protein of 195 amino acids. The transcript has a single exon. Gene Ontology annotation, cellular component: extracellular region.
AUGUUUCAGGUAAAAGAAUUUGCCAAGCUGCUCUUCCUGCUGAUCCUGGCAGGAGAAAUUGCUGACAAUCGGGCGGAUGUAUUUCCACAAUGCACAAACGUUGAAGCAGAUACUUUUGUUGUGGCCAUAGAUGAUUGCACCAGCUACAUAUAUUGCAAUGGGGAAGACUCCUUCAGGGACACCUGUCCGGAUCAAACAUAUUUCGAUGGACAGGCUCAGGAAUGUGCUUUUGAUGAUGCUGGUGUUUGUCUUCAGCCUCUGGAGACCACAACAAUGAAGGCAGCAAUUACUGUUGCUGCGGAGAUAGAGAACAACAGCAUGGAGGAAUUACCUGUUGAAGCAACAACAACAUCUUCAGCAUCACCAUCCCCAUCACAUACAGAGGUUAGGCCUUCAAAGCCAGAAGGAAGUAGACCACAUUGUGAUACCGCCGGGGAUGGAUAUCAUCCGCAUCCGGAUCGCUGCGAGUAUUAUUACAGUUGCCUGCGAGGAUACUUAACAAUCGUGCGAUGUCCCUACAAGUUUGGCUGGGAUUAUGCGGAGGGACGAUGCAAGCCCAUGUCUGAGGUGCAUUGCUUUAGCUUAUAGAUAAAUCUCUUAAGUCGCUAGGUGAAUAAAUGCUGGGCUAACCCAGAUUUUGUGUGAGGCAGCCACACGAAAUGACAAUAAUAAAUAAGUA